AAUGUUCUAUCCAGGAAGGGUCCUGCUAUUAGUGAAGAUUCGUUCAAAAAUAUGUUUUAUAUGCAAACUCUACGCGUUUCUGGUUUUGAUGGUUUUAUAGAAGAUGAUGCUUUGGAAAUUCUUUCCCAUUUGAAAACUUUGUCUCUGAAGAACAGUUAUUUUGGGAAUAUUAAUUGCAUAUUUGGAUAUUUGAAGGGUCUUAUGGGGAUUCCUGUAGGAUUGUUUCGAAAUUUAAGGGAAUUGAGGGAAUUGGAUCUAUCUAGGAAUAAACUAACAAGUAUCUCGAAAUAUCACUUCAGUGGACUAACUGACCUCGAAUUUCUAGAUCUUAGCGGGAAUCAGAUACGAUAUAUGGGCAUAGAUACCUUCUCCAAAUUAUUUCAUCUGGCAUAUAUCAGCCUCAGUGGGAAUUAUUUACAUUUUUUAGGUGAUGAAACUUUCAGAAAGAAUAAAAAACUCCAAACUGUUUUGAUAGAUUACAACGCUAACCUUCACUUGGCUGACUAUUCUUUUGGAAAACUAAAAAGUCUUUCCAAAGUAAACUUGUCUAGCUCAGGAUUGGAGAUCAUACCAGAGUAUGUAUUUGACAACUCUCUGAAUCUUGAAAUUUUGAUACUGAAUCGCAACUUUCUUCAAAUAUUACCAGAAGGAGUGUUCAACGGGCUCCAGCAAAUGAAGAAAUUGGAUUUGAGUGAGAAUAGCAUCUCUUUCAUAUCAGAUGAAGUUUUUUCCUCCUUGAGCAAUUUGGAGGAUUUGAAUUUGAGAUUCAAUCAGCUUUCUGAAAUAAACAGUGUGAUUUUCAGUAAAACAGUUAAUCUAAGACAUCUCAAUCUGGGCUACAACAAAAUCAAAACAAUUUCUCUCUUCGCGUUUCGAUAUAGUAAGAAAAUGAGCAGUUUGGAUUUGUCUAAUAAUCUAUAUGAAAUGAAGUAUGGCAAUGAUACCAAUCCAUUUUUGCACUGCGAUGAAUUGAAAAAAUUGACACUGGAGGGAAAUCUCAUUGAAGAUUUUCCAUCUUCAAUUAAGUACCUGAGGGAGCUGAGAAUUCUGAACCUGAGGCAUAAUAAUAUUGAAAAGAUUUGGGUGAGUACACUAUUUGUUAUUAAAUAUUUUUUUUUAUGA
Molecule: messenger RNA, 1122 nt
Organism: Leptinotarsa decemlineata (Colorado potato beetle)
Lineage: Eukaryota; Metazoa; Arthropoda; Insecta; Coleoptera; Chrysomelidae
Molecular function (GO): protein binding
Source: RefSeq, a predicted model, not a curated record